CAUGCCUUCAUCAAUUGCUUGUAGUCCAUAUAAUGAUUUCAUGUCAUCCUCCUCACGAAAGGUAGUUGUCUUUCUCACAGUGCCUACAGCAGAUAUCAACUUGUGAUCAUACCCAAAAUUCCAACAACUAGAACCCAUUAUGGCACCUUCAGCAACGGAUCAACACAACGGCGAUUUUUAUCCUAGUUAUACUGAGGAUCGCAACACCAAGUCGCAGGAUACCAUUUACACCACAAGCAAUGGCGCACCGUAUCCCCACCCAUACGAAUCCCAGCGUGUUGGCGAGAAUGGCCCACUCCUGCUCCAAGACUUCCAUUUGAUUGAUCUCCUUUCACAUUUCGACCGCGAACGCAUUCCCGAGCGCGUUGUUCACGCAAAAGGAGGCGGCGCUCAUGGGUACUACAAGACCACCAACUCUCUCGAAGACUUGAGUUUGGCCGAGAUCUUCAAGGAGGGCGCUGAGUGCCCCAUCUCAGUUCGAUUCUCAACCGUUGGCGGCGAGUCUGGCUCCCACGAUUGUGCUCGCGAUCCUCGAGGCUUCUCUGUAAAGUUCCGCACGUCUGAGGGAAACUGGGAUAUGGUGGCGAACAACACCCCUGUGUUCUUCCUCCGCGAUGCUGCCAAGUUCCCGCACUUCAUUCAUACUCAGAAACGCCAUCCAGCUACAAACCUCACCCAUGCGGAUGACUCGACUGUCUUCUGGGAUUACCUUUCGCAGAACCCGGAGUCUGUUCACCAGGUCAUGAUCUUGAUGGGCGACCGCGGUAUCCCGGACGGCUACAGGUUCAUGCAUGGAUACAGUGGCCAUACCUUCAAGCUCAUCAAUAAAAAAGGCGAGUGGGUCUAUUGUCAAUUCCACUUCAACUCGAAGCAAGGGACCAAGUUCAUCACUCAAGCCGACUCCGCGUCCAAGUCUCCCGACUACGCACAGAAGGAUCUGUUCUUCGCCAUUGAGCAUGGCGAUUACCCAGGCUGGGACGUCAACAUCCAAACUAUGACCGCGAAGGAGGCUGAGGAGCUCUGGGAGAAACAGAAGAUCAACGUCUUUGACCUCACCCACAUCUGGCCCCAGAAGCAGUUCCCUCUCCGUAAGGUCGGCGAGUUCUUCCUUAAUGAGAACGUCCAGAACUACUUCGCCGAGAUCGAGCAAAUUGCGUUCGCUCCUUCUCAUUUGAUCCCCGGAAUCGAGCCAUCAGCGGAUCCCGUCCUCCAGAGCCGCCUCUUCUCCUAUCCAGACACUCACCGCCACCGAAUUGGCCCGAACUAUCAGCAGCUCCCCGUGAACGCUCCCAGGACGGCAUACAAAGGAGCAAACUUCCAGCGAAACGGUGCCAUGGCCUUCUACAACCAAGGUUCGCGACCAAACUACCUUUCCUCCAUCGAGCCCGUGACCUUCAAGGAGCGCCAGACCGACCUCGACAAGACCCACGGCCACUUCAUCGGCAACGCCGUUACCUUCCUCUCCGAGAUCCGACCCGAAGACUUCAACGCCCCGCGCGCGCUAUGGGAGAGAGUGUUCGACGACGGCGCAAAGGAGCGCUUCAUCGGCAACGUGUCCGGCCACAUGGCCAACUGCUCCGACAAGGAGAUCAUCAAGCGCCAGAUCGGAAUCUUCCGCGAGGUCUCCGAGGAUCUGGCAUCGAGGCUCGAGAAGGCGACGGGCGUGAAGGGAUACCCAGGUAUCUCCGGGUUGAGGUUCAAUGGCACGCACAAUGGGAUGGCGCAGGACGAGAAGCUGAGAGGUGCGAAUGGGAUGUCGGCUGGAUCUGCGAAGAAGGAAUCAGGUUGGAAUGGUGCACCGGUGACGGGCACACAUGCCGUGAAGGCAUGAGGGGGAGGAUUUGAAUAUCCUUUUAUUCAUUGUUUGUUCUUGUGAUAUGACUUUUCUCUUCUUGAUAUUGUAUGUGUAGGUAUAUUAAUUGAUCAGUUCAUGGAUGCUGCCGAUGGUUUAUGUCGCCUAAAUAUAACCGAUACAGGAAAGUUGGAUAGCUCUGCCCACGUGCAAGUGAACACGUAAACGCUUAGAUGCCAUGAUGUGCAAUAGAGCCGAUGUGUAUCUAUACAGACGGA
Aaosphaeria arxii CBS 175.79 is the source of this 2070-nucleotide messenger RNA. Its product is annotated as catalase. The record is from RefSeq and is a predicted model, not a curated record. Gene Ontology annotation, molecular function: heme binding; catalase activity. The transcript has a single exon. Gene Ontology annotation, biological process: response to hydrogen peroxide; hydrogen peroxide catabolic process. Lineage: Eukaryota; Fungi; Ascomycota; Dothideomycetes; Pleosporales. Gene Ontology annotation, cellular component: peroxisome; cytoplasm; mitochondrion. Bases 140 to 1831 code for a protein of 563 amino acids.